Messenger RNA from Aspergillus candidus, 3203 nucleotides. RefSeq names its product putative SNF2 family helicase. Bases 253 to 3114 code for a protein of 953 amino acids. NCBI's taxonomy places the organism in Eukaryota, Fungi, Ascomycota, Eurotiomycetes, Eurotiales, Aspergillaceae. The transcript is spliced from 11 exons. Gene Ontology annotation, molecular function: ATP binding; ATP-dependent chromatin remodeler activity. The record is from RefSeq and is a predicted model, not a curated record.
AAAAUCAAGAAUACCCGCCGAAGCCUGCAUCAGCCCAGGUCAACAGAGAGCCCGCUGUUUUUCCAGGUGACACCGCUGCCAACGAUGAUACUCACUGUGAGGACCCUGAGUGGCCAGAAACAUUGCUCAAUUCUGUCAACGAUCAAGACUCAUCAGAGUAUGUAUUUCCCCUUCCAUGAUUCCUGAACUUAUGCUGAGCUUCUGAGAUUUGAAAAAACGAAAGCAUGGUUUGAAGGCCUUUCGAAUCCCACUAUGGAAGACAGAUUUUGCUAUGAGGCGGCGAAAGCGGAUGAUGAUGCUCGCCAAAAAAGGCUUGCAAAUAGAAAGGCCCUUGAAGAGCAGCGACUGGUUGACGACGAAGAACUUCCUUUCAACGAGUAUGGACUUGGUAACACAUCUCGAGGCCAAUUGCCAGAUACAGAGGAUACCGGGCACACGAAAGUCAUUAGUACAAAACCCACAACGGCUAGGCGCAAAAGAACCAACAGAAUUUCUGAAAGUGAAAAACGCCGAAGCAUGCAGGUCGGACUUGAUGCCAUCUUGGGGCCGGUAUUGAACAAGGAAAAGCCCCUAAAACGCAGAAACGCCGGUUCAACCCAGCCAGGUCCCAGCAAAAAGACUAAGAAAAAUAAGGGAAUAGCUAUACGACAGUUUCUUGGGUCCGACUUAUUCGAGGACGCACGGGCUAACUCUUUGCUCCCAGGGAUUCCAGCAUCUAGUACCAAAGACAAAGCCAAGGCUCUUCUUGAAUUGAUUGCUAAUGUCCCGACCGAGGACCGGAAAGAGGCAGUGUCCGACAAGCGGAAGGUAUUGGAAGCAACUCGGAAAUUUACAAAAUCAGCCAGAAGUGAUGGGAAAGGAGGCUGGAGGAUUCAAGGCUUAAAUACAAGUCUUUAUCAUCAUCAGCGUGACCGAGAAAACUCUACCCAUGCUCCAUUCGGAGGACUGAUGUGCGACUUCAUGGGGUUUGGAAAAACGAUACAGGCUUUAGCGAAUAUUAUUGAUGGCCAACCUUGCGAGCCCAAUGAUCCCUUGAGAACAACUUUGAUCGUUGUCCCAUCGCACCUCAUGCAGCAUUGGAAAAACCAAAUACUCAAACAUUGUGACAUGGGAGCCAUGGGCAAGGUUCUGGUGUACUGCGCUCAUUCAAGGAUGGAAACGCUCGACCUUAUCAAAGACAUCCAAAACUUUUCUGUCGUAAUCACAACGUAUGAUGAGGUCAGACGAUCGUAUCCUCGUUGCAUAAAACCCGAAGCACUCGAAGACGAAGAUACAAUCAGAGAAUGGUGGAGUGAAGCUUACGAAAAGAACACUGGCCCUUUGCAUCUGAUAAAAUUCUUAAGAAUCAUCCUUGAUGAGGGACAUGUCAUCAAGAAUCAUGCUGCACGGAUCUCCAUUGCUGUACGUGCCCUAACCGGCAAAUUUAAAUGGAUCUUAAGCGGGACUCCUAUACACAAUCAUAUCAAUGAAUUCUACCCGCAUUUCGAUUUCCUUGGUGUCCCCCAACUUGGAGACUUCGGCAAAUUCGUUAAACAAUACUGCAGGGCAAGUGCGGACGAUGAGGCAGAGCAACGUCUUGUAAACAUUCUCCGAUCUUUUAUGAUCAAACGAACUCACCAGAGCAAGCUUUUCUCGCUCCCGGUCAUCAAGCUUCCCGAUCUCGAUGAGGAGGUUGUUGUGGUUACCUUCUGCGAAGCCGAGCGCGCUAUCUACGAAAGAAUUGUCGAUUGGUUUAUAAAGAACAUGGAUGAUCACGCCGAGGCGGAAGACAGUAAACUGAUCCAAUCUCGGUGCUUCUUGACCAUGGUUUUGGUUUUACGUAUGUUCUGCAGUCACAUACUGAAUACUCAGAAGAUAGUCAAGAGAUUGCUAUCUGGGCCCUUUCUGCAAGAGCUCAGAAUAAAACUUUUAAGUGAUGAAAACACAGUGGGUCAAGACACGUCAAGGAUAAUAAUCAAGUGGCUUCUAGCCAUGAGAAAAGACACGGGAUUGCGCGCCUCACAGCAGGAACCUCAACCACCCUCCGAAGAUGCCGGUCAGUUAGCGGAAAAAAUUCAAGGGGAUUCAAUGAAGCUUGUUGGACAGUUCCGCCAGCUCAUGUGCGAGCUUCACGAGCAAGAAAACUGGGUGGAACGUCUGGAAAGGACUUCCUGCGCCACUUGCGGAUUACAGCCGGUAAAUACAGUCAUUACAGACUGCAUGCACUUAUACUGCGAGGAAUGCUACUAUCUUAUCAACAAUACAAAAGCUUCUACUGAAGGGCGUCCGUGUGCCAAGUGCAACUCGAAUAUCAAAGAAGCUGCACAGUGUUGCUUCAGUGAGGAUAUGGCGCUGGACAAUCCCUCGUUGUCCCAAGUUAUGCCAUCGACCAGCAAGAAGCAGCCACGCGAGAACAAAAGAAAAGCGAAGAGGAAUUCUAAAAACACCCUGAGAAAGAUCGUUACACCUAGGACAGAAGAGAGUGAUGAGCCCCAAGGUGAAGACGAAGACACUGAUUGGAUCAUGGCUUCCAACGGAGAUAUGCCUGGGGCAAAGCUGAGCAAAAUACUCGAGAUUAUCCGUGGUUGGAUUGAAAAUAAUCCAGGCGUCAAAAUUGUCGUCUUCACUCAGUUCCUCGAUUUUGUCCAGAUCCUAGUGGCCUCGUUACGCCGCGAGAACAUCCCAAGUGUCUGUUUGACUGGAAAGAUGCGACCCGAGUACCGCGAAGAAAGCAUGAAUAAAUUCUCUGAAGACUCCAGCAUCAGGGUUAUGAUCGCCAGCCUCAAGGCCGGAGGCAUUGGGCUUGACAUGACUGCCGCCCACAAGUGCAUCCUUGUGAAUUUGUGGUGGAACGAGGCUAUCCAAUAUCAGGCGUUUUGCCGUCUCUGGAGAAUCGGCCAGAGUAAACCCGUGAUGUGUAUCAAGAUGAUCGUGGAAGAUACAAUCGAUGACUACCUGUUGAAGCUUCAGUUGAAGAAGACUGCCGGGAUCAACAGCACAAUGGAUUCCAAAGUCUUAGAGAAUCGUGCCACUGUCAAAUCGUUGCUCGAGAUGUUCGGGGCCACGGUCGAGGAGAAUGAGAAUGGAGCUUUCAUUGUGACUCGCAAUCGGAAGUCGCGAAAAGAUGCAAAAUGAUGAUGCAUCAAUCUAAUUACAUUUGUCGUUGGAAUUGCGAAAUUGGGCCAAUCGCCAAACAUGAGGUGCAUAUUUCUCGGAUUGGAUUC